Messenger RNA from Phoenix dactylifera (date palm), 2922 nucleotides. Its product is annotated as protein tesmin/TSO1-like CXC 5. The record is from RefSeq and is a predicted model, not a curated record. NCBI's taxonomy places the organism in Eukaryota, Viridiplantae, Streptophyta, Magnoliopsida, Arecales, Arecaceae. Gene Ontology annotation, cellular component: nucleus. Gene Ontology annotation, biological process: regulation of DNA-templated transcription.
CGGUUUCGGUACGAACUAGAACCGUACCAAAUCGAAAGAUGAACGAUAUGCCUAUCGAUACUGGUACGACGAAUCUUAAUCGUAGUGACGUGGCAUUUUCAAAAAUAGAGCCAUCCAAUCACCUAGUGCCAUUCCCAUUCGGUUGCAUCCCCGUACGCGCCCGGAUGAGCGGGGAUCCUUUUAGGAGCGCAACUCGUUUGCCAAGCAGUAAUUUUAGCGGGAAAGCCCACUGAUAUCGCUAAACCCCUCUCGAUGCUUGCGCGAGCCAUCCAGAGUUCGUGAUGGAAUCAAACUCCACCAUGUGAUGCGUCUACCUUGUCUUUCUUGACCAUCCCCCCUAUUCUUAAAUACCCAUUUUAAACAUACAAAACCGCUGUCCCCACUCCAAUCCGACGGCCACCCACUGGCCACCACCCCCAAGCCUACGAAUUCUUACCGUGUGAUGCGAUCUGGAUACCCCAUCCGUCCGAUCAAUUAUUAGAAUUUGAUUUCAAAACUCGAGAGGGGGAGAGAAGAAAGGCAGGGGCCUUUCUUAGCUUCUCUUCCUUCCUUCCCCCACUUCUCCUCGAAAUUUCUUCCCGCAUAGCCCCAAAAAUUUCAUCUUUUUCGCCCUCCCCCUGAUCCCCUCCCGGUCGCCGGAUCUCCGCCGCACGAUUCCCUCUCCUACGGCCGGGAUCUCGUCCGGACUCCCCUGCUCUUCGCUCGCGCCACUCCCCUCUCCGUCGAUCUCCCGGCGACCGCCCGACCGAUACGAAUGCUCCCGGAUUCUCUUUAAUUUCCCGCGCUGAUGCUGGAUUUGAUGGUUCCUGGCGGGAGAGAGAUCUCCUGAUCGUAUUCGUUGGCUUUUCGUUUCGAUUUCCUGGGUGCAGGUUUUGGAAUUCGGCCGCUGCGAUGGAGCAAGGCAUUAAAUCCGCUGCGCCGAUGCCGUCCGAUUUCCCUCCGAAGAAGCUCGCCCGCCAGCUGGAUUUCACAGCGGCGCACUGUGGAUCGCUGGGGGCGGGGGCCCUCGAGCAGCAGUCGCCGUUGCUGCUGCCGGUGUCUCGCCCCUCGAUUCAAACAUCCGUGAAGCUGGGGUCCCCAAGAUCAAGGCCACUGCCAAUAUUUGAAGCUAAAGAUGGUACUCCAAAGAAACAGAAGCAAUGCAACUGCAAAAACUCAAGAUGCUUGAAGCUGUAUUGUGAGUGUUUUGCAUCUGGGUUAUAUUGUGAUGGUUGCAAUUGUGUAAAUUGUUGUAACAAUGUUGAGAAUGAAGCUGCUAGGCAGGAAGCUGUUGAAGCUACUUUGGAGCGCAACCCAAAUGCCUUUAGGCCUAAGAUCGACAACAGUCCACAUACAAACCGGGAUAGUAAGGAGGAGGCAGGAGAACUGCCUUUGGUGGGAAAACAUAAUAAAGGAUGCCACUGCAAGAAGUCAGGGUGCCUCAAGAAAUACUGCGAGUGCUUCCAGGCAAACAUUCUUUGCUCUGAUAAUUGUAAAUGUAUGGACUGCAAGAACUAUGAAGGAAGUGAAGAGAGGCGAGCUCUUUUUCAUAGUGAACAGGGAAAUUCCCAUUCGUACAUCCAUCAAGCAGCCAAUGCUGCAUUAAAUGGGGCAAUUGGAUCCUCUGGUUUUGGAUCCCCUCCAGCAUUGAAAAAGAGAAAAAGUCAGGAGCUCUUUUUUCCUCCUACAGUAAAGGAUCAAUCCAUUCUCAGGCUUCGACAAUUCCCACAGGCUAAUCAUAUGAAGACAUCUACACCUGCUUCUUUUGCUUCCACACCAGUAACCCAUGGUAUUAAUCCUAAUCAAGCAGGAUCUUCUAAAGUCACAUACAGGUCUCCUCUAGCGGACAUUGUCCAGCCAGAGGAUGUGAAAGAGCUUUGCAAGCUUUUGGUUAUGGUAUCAGGAGAGGCUGCAAAGACAUUUGCUGAUCAGAAAGCAUAUGAGGAAAGCCCAGCGGAUAGGGAAGACCAAACAGAUUGCUCCCUUGCCUUGUUGAACCAAGACAGGGAUGAGAACCGGAGUGAGCCAGAUGUUCAGAAAGAACCAGUGGAUGACUGUUCGAAUGGAACUGAUGUGGACAGAGCAAAUAUGGAGGAGUCUGAAUCUGACCAUGUCGAUGUGCAUAAAGGUUGUAGGCCUAUGUCACCUGGGACACUAGCAUUAAUGUGUGAUGAGCAAGAUACAAUAUUCAUGACAUCCCAGAACAAUAGCACAUCUUCUAGAUUUUCGUCCAACCAGAAUGUUUCGGAGGUCUAUGUGGAGCAAGAGAGGCGUGUGUUGACGGGACUCCGAGACUGUCUCCGAAAGCUCAUAACUUAUGGAAAGAUCAAAGAAGCGCAGUACUCAUCAAUGGCCAUGAAAAUUGAAACAUCCAACCACCAAGAUUCAGUCAGCAAUGCUCCCAUGCUGAGCAGUUCAGAUGCAAGUAUGUCUAUGAACUCAGUCCCUGCUUCUGCGAAUUGUUCUCUGCCUCCAAAAGCAGGGCACCAAUAUAUAGCAAAUGGUGACAGAACAACCAAGGCAGAGAAUUCAUAAAUGUAGACGAUAAAGCCCAAAGAUGGAAAAGAAAUUUCGGCUUCCAUGGCAAAGUGCUGCAUCCUUGUGUAAUUUUCUGAACGCCAAUGGAUGUUGUUGGAAGCUUAGCAUUGGUUGGUAUUUUCUAGACCUCAUUGCUUAUUGAAGAAUAGGUCAAGCUGUGCCAGCCCGGUCAUUUUUUAACUGACUCAUGAUUAAUGUGAUCUAUAUAUAAUCAUUCAUCAUGCUGCUAUAGCGUAAAGCUGCAUGGUGGGUUGUUCAUGUCCGUUCAUUUUUCAUUUUUUUGUUGUCCAAAACCCUCAUCAUGUUUCCGCAUCGAAUUAAAGGAUGGUGAAUAAGAAGGAAUUAUCUAUUUGAUGGAGGGAAUUUUGAUAAACAAGGAAGCAAAUUUCUGAGGAUAUUAUUAUA